This is a messenger RNA of Chlamydomonas reinhardtii, 3095 nucleotides long. RefSeq lists its product as uncharacterized. The record is from RefSeq and is a predicted model, not a curated record. NCBI's taxonomy places the organism in Eukaryota, Viridiplantae, Chlorophyta, Chlorophyceae, Chlamydomonadales, Chlamydomonadaceae. Gene Ontology annotation, cellular component: nucleus. Bases 269 to 2395 code for a protein of 708 amino acids. Gene Ontology annotation, molecular function: zinc ion binding. The transcript is spliced from 3 exons.
GCAAACGCUGGGAGGCUUAAAACUGCUGCUUGUAUCCCGGUUGUAAAACUGCACUUGCAAUCGCCGGCUGCGAGCUUCGGCAGCCUUUGUAUUUGGUUAGGUAUUCGGUAAUAUCACUCCUCACUGUCUCGCUGCAAAAGCAACCUAUCUAGCCUGAGCCACAGUCUGAGCCGGGCGAGCUGGCUGGCGCACAGCCCAGAAGGCUCCAGCGUUCAGCGUCGCGCGCCAGGCUGUCGUCCUCGCGGACUGCAGACUCUGCCUGUGCGCCAUGUCGUCCGUGUAUGAGCGUAUAACGUCCGCGCUCUCGUCCCUGGGCAAGCGGCGCGAGCGGGACAGCAGUGCGCAUGAGGGCGAUGGCGCGGGCGCCAGCGCUGCAGGCGGAGGCCCCACCUCGCCGGGUGGCCGCAGCGCGGCCGCGCGCACGCCCAAGCGCUUCCGCCCCUGGGAGCAGGCCGACUUACACAAGCGCCUGGAGACCUACAAGCCGCUGACGUGGUUCGGCAAGCCGGCCUCGGUGGGGCCGGUGCCGUGCGCGCUCAAGGGCUGGGUCAACGACGGCAGCGACUGCCUGACCUGCGAGUACUGCGGCUCCAAGCUGGUCUACCCGCCGCACGUGGCGUACGACCAGCGGCAGGCGGCGGCAGACAUGUUCUCGCCUUCGCUCACCACCAAGCACACCGCCACCUGCCCCUGGCGCCAGACCGCCUGUCAGCCCAAGCUGCUGGCCUACGUGCCGUCCACCACGCCCGAGCAGCUCUGCUCGCUCUUCUACUCCCUCGCCGACAAGCUCAUGCGCGUGGACGUGCUGCCUGACAUGGACACGCUCGCGAUCCAGACGCUGCGCAGCACGGCCAUGCCGUACGGAUCAUACGACGACUUCAUCACGGCGGCGGCGCCCGGCGGCGGCGCCGUCGUUGGCGGCGGCGGCGCCGCCGGCUACAGCCACGACCUGGCGCCGCGGCGGCGUCAGAUGCCGUCGGCCACCAUCCGGGAGCUGGACCAGAACGGCGAUGAGGUAAUGACGCCGUCGGGCUCGGCGGCGGGCGCCGCUGCAGCGAUGGCGCCGGCGGCGGCGGCUGGCGGCGGCGGCGACGCGGCGGCGGUGCUGCAGGCGCUGGUGGCGGCGGGCGACGCGGGCGAGGGUCAGGCGGUGCUGGUGCAGACCAGCAAGUUGGCGCCGGCGCAGAAGGCUCGACUGCUGGCGCUGCUGGGCUGGGACGUGGACGUGCUACAGCCCGACAGCGCCAGCGGCAUGGCUGUAGCGCCCUUUGCGGCGGGCGGCAGCUACAGCCUCAGCCACCUGGGCGUCAAGCCCAAGGCGGCGGCGGCGGCGGCGGCGGGCGCCGGGGCCGGCGGCGCUGCCGUCCCCGGGACGCCGGGUGGUGCGGGCGGCAAGGGCGGCAAGGGUAGCAGCAAGGUGCCCAGCAGUCAGGUGGUGCUCAAGUGCCCAAUUUGCAACAGCCGCAUGGGGCUGUGGAACUACUCGGGCGUGCGGCCGGUGCCCGUAGGCCGCCUCACAGCGCCGCCGCCCCCCGCCGCCGGCGGCGCCGCCGCGCUGAUGCUCAGCCCGCGGCCAGCCGCCGCCUCCAGUGGCGGCGGCGCCGCCGCCGCCGCCGCGCCGGCGGUACCAGCCACUAUCGGCAGUGACCCUCUCAGCUGCACCAUCGCGGGCGGGCAGUACGGGCAGUUCGGGUUUGGUGGCGCCGCCUCCGCCGCUAAGCCGUUUGGCUCCGCUGCCGCCGCCGCGCCGUUCCGCUUCGGCUCCGCCGCGUCGACGGCGCCCGUGUUCGGCCUGGCGGCCAUGGACGUGGACGCGCAGCGCGCCGCCAGCGCUGCCAGUGGCCCGUUCGGCUCCGCCGCUGCCGCCGCCGCUGCCACGCCGUCGAUGCCGGCGCCGUCGGGGUCUGCGACGCCGGCGCCAGCAGGGCGCAAGCGCAAGGCGGAGGCUCCGGAGCCGAUGGCGCUCGACGCGCAGCACACGCCAUCCGCGGGCAUGGCGACGCCGGUGGCGGCGCCGGACGGCAAGCGGCAGCGGAUGGCGGCCACGCCGCUGUGGGGCGGGGCCGGGUUCGGCGCCGUGGGGGGCCCGGCGGCGUCGCCGAGCGGCCUUGGGCUCGGGGGCGCGUCGGCGUUGGCGGCGGCGUCGGCGGCGGGGCAGCCGCGGGAGUUGGAUCCUGUGGCCCAGCACCGCAGCUGGUGCCCGUGGGUGUACACAGGCUCGGGCGAUGAGAAGCACAUGAGCGGCUGGCAGCACAUGCUCAGCGCCCUGUCACAGCACCAGCAGCACCAGCAGCAGCAGGCUAACGUGGCGGCGACGCCGGGGGCGGCGGCCGCCUCGCCGGCGGACGCCCGGCAGCUCCGGGACAACGCGCUGGAGGCCAUCCGCAAGCUGUAGCGGGCGCAUGCUGUAGCAGCUGUGGCAGUUGUACGCGCGCAGGCUGCAGCAGCUAGGCCGUGUUGGGCUGUGGCGCCGGUGGUGAUGCGGAGGUGGUGGUGGUGGUGGUGGUGGCUUCCGGAUGCUGCGUGUGUGGAGGGCGACGGCAGUGCGAACGGAGCGUGCUGCAGGAGGUUUUGGCGCGCGUGUUCCUUGAUUUUGCCUGGCUUGGCCGGGAGCCGACGCGAGAAGGGCAUCGAUUGCUGCUAUGACCUUGCGGAAGUGGCGGUGUUGACGCGUGCGUACUUGAGUUGGCAUGAACUGCUCUCAGCUCGCGUAGUGUGCGUUGCAGUUCACAAUUUCUUGGCUGGGAUGCGUGCGUUUGCACGGGUGCAUGGCACGCAAUGGGGUCGCGCACCACCGUGACAGGUGUGUGCGCCGAUGCAAAGGCUGCACAGGGUGCUAGCUAGGCGUUCCAAUUACGGUACUGGAAGUCGCGGCGUGUGCGUUGCAGGUCACAAUUUUGGCCGGGACGCAUGCGCUCACAUUGGUGCAUUGCGCGCAAGUACCGGUAAGCCCAUCACCGUAACAGCUCCGAUGCAACGGGUGCACAGGGUUUUAGGUGUGUCGGUUAUGGGCACAUGACUCAGAUCCUGCAUGACUGCCGGUGUUCCGACGUCACCAAGCGUACACAUUGUCGAGCCUGUAAACGUUCAGCAUG